AUGGACGACACGCACUUUUCGCGGGUCGAUGGACUCUGGGUAAACAGUGUCCCGAAAGAGGAGCAAGUGGAGAACUCGAAGCGGGAGGGCGGUGCUGGUGCGCUGGACCCCGAAGCUCUCCUGACUGGGCGUACCGGGUCACUCGAAAGUCUGCAAAGUCAGCUGUCUCUGACGAGUCCCGCGCCUACCCCUUGGGGAUCGACGGUUUCUCUGAGCAACUCGAGCGUUAAUCUAGGCCAGAGUACCUCUGCGCAGGGGCCGGAAAGCGAAAGCAGUGCUGCAACCGGCUGGACGCGAGCGGUCUCUGUUCAAAACGCAGGCGGAAUGGCUCCGCAUCCAGACGGCCUUGGCUCGUGCUUUCCGGGAUCAGGGUUUGGUCGCCAUGUGGACGUGCCGCCAGAGGCCCGCGGACCCGUCAGAGUAACCUCGUAUUCGUCGUACAAUUUCGGCCCUGUACCGAGAAGCUCGUUGGGAGCUAGCGCGCUGCCAACGACCUACGAGGAUAGCGUUCCUUCGUACUUGUUCCGUGACGAUGAUGGAAUGAGAGCUCCCGAGUUGUGGCCCGCGGAAGAUAAUCGAGAUAUCUGGAGCGAGACUAGAGAUAUUGGUUCACACUUAACACUGGGUGUUUCAGGUCCUCGUUGGGCAGAACCUUGGAAUCAUCGACCUUUUUUGACUUCACUUAAGAGCGCUUCAUCGAGCGGAAUGGCGCCGCUUCCACCGCGCCGAUGUGCUUCAUUUGCGGCGCUUCCGAGCGACGGGGCGGCUCCCGUGGCAACUUCUCUGUCCGCUAAUGCAGCGAGGCUUGUGCUAGAGGAGUUGCGACAAGAGAGAAUAUUAUUGGAGAACAUGAAAGAACGUGUGCCAAGAGUCUGGCUGCUUCUGUGUGCAGAAAUCCAUCGCGUUCAGGAGAUUCUGCGGCAGUGUUGCGCAACGAGCACAUCAGAAGAAUCCCUCGCACCCGGCCGAAGCGUUGCUAAUAGUGUUCCAGAUGGAAUGCGCCCACUCUCGAGCCAGGGCCAAGGCAUGAGUUCAUCUGGAAACUCUCAGUUCAGUUUGGCAUGCUCUAGCAGUGGAAGCCUCAACAGCGAUGGUAACGCUUCGCUCGCGGCAACGCAAGCGAGAGGUGAUGCUAUGGGCAGUGCUGCGGGGCUGCCGUCUGAUCCCACACUCAAGGAUGCUACUGAAGGAGGAUCGCUGACCCGACCAGGCCCGAUUGGUGGACCACAGUCGGAUGCUGCGGCUUUUCCAAAUGCGCUUCCCCAGGGCACAGGUACUAAGAUGUCUGCCCGAAACAUCGUGAAAAAGCGAUGUCGAGUAUCCGUCCCAGCUGACCAGUAUCCAGACUACAAUUUUGUUGGCAGGUUGUUAGGCCCACGCGGGGCCACGUUGAAAAAACUUGAGAAAGAAACAGGCUGUAAGAUUAUGAUUCGAGGGAAGGGUUCUAUCCGCAAAGACAAAGAGAAUGAAGUGCGCGGCAAGCCUGGCUGGGAACACGUCUUCAGUGAGCCUCUCCAUGUCAUUCUGGAGGCAGAGAUGGAGGAGAGUCAGGCCGAUUACGCCCUCGAGCGUGCCAAGGAACUGGUAGAACUGCUAUUGAUCCCCGUCCCGGAAGACCGGGAUACCCUCAAACGAGAACAACUUCGGGAACUAGCCAUGCUCAAUGGGACGCUGCGUCAGUCCGCAACCGAACACGAGAUACCAACUGGGGCGAGCCCGAUGUCAGGCUCGGCGGGAACGCAGGGCUCGGACGCCCAGUCCGGUACUCAGGCAGGCAGGCGAUCGCGUCGAUCGCUCUCUGGAGCUGGGGGCUCUUUUUCGGGGUCGCGACCAGGUACCAUCACAACUGCAUCCGCUGAAGCUUCCCUGACAAACAGCGAGUAUCGAAUAUUCGGUAUGACCGGUUCCUUGGGUAAUAUGAGACUCGCGGAUAUGAAUAGUUGA
Molecule: messenger RNA, 1944 nt
Organism: Cyanidioschyzon merolae strain 10D
Lineage: Eukaryota; Rhodophyta; Bangiophyceae; Cyanidiales; Cyanidiaceae
Product: similar to RNA-binding protein QKI
Exons: 1
Coding region: 1-1944 (647 amino acids)
Biological process (GO): regulation of mRNA splicing, via spliceosome
Cellular component (GO): nucleus
Molecular function (GO): mRNA binding
Source: RefSeq, a predicted model, not a curated record